Molecule: messenger RNA, 1061 nt
Organism: Colias croceus (clouded yellow)
Lineage: Eukaryota; Metazoa; Arthropoda; Insecta; Lepidoptera; Pieridae
Product: lipopolysaccharide-induced tumor necrosis factor-alpha factor homolog
Exons: 3
Coding region: 100-339 (79 amino acids)
Molecular function (GO): zinc ion binding
Source: RefSeq, a predicted model, not a curated record
CCUGACCAAUUACAAUCACGUUCAACAAUUUAGUAGCUUGUUGCCAGUGAAUGUGUCGAGUCGCUAUUUUAUAACUUGAAUAUAUUGAAUACAGCAACAAUGAGUAACAUCGCACCUGUGGGUCCAAAACCGGGGACCUUGAUCUGCCCAUCUUGCCGCGCGAGCGUGGUCACCAGAAUCGAGCAUAAAGCAACUACCAGGACACAUAUUGUAGCCUUUCUGUUAUGUUUAUUCUUAUGCUGGCCAUGCAUUUGCGUGCCGUACUGCGUGGAUUCCUGUCAAAACGCCGACCACUAUUGCCCUAGUUGUAACGCUUAUCUAGGCACGUACCAAGCGUAGUUCCUAUUCCAAAGACUGCGAAACAUUUUUAAACACGUCUUCUAUCCAGACGAACAAGCGAGCGUAAACGUAAGAUUGUAUCAAGCCGGGCAAUCUAAAAGAACUGGAAUUCAGGAUAGUUUCACGUAGUCACAUUUCUCUUUCUGUGGGGCUUUAAAUUUCCCCAGCAAAGUAAAAUAUAAGUCCAGAAUGGAACAGAAUAGAGGAAAUGGAGCGGUUAUCUAAAGUCGUGCCACCGCAACGCUCGCUCACACUGAAUUUUCCUAUAAUUUGCGCAAAAAGUAAAACUGUUCCUCAUUGCAUAAAUUCCCCUUUGUCAAGAUUGUUUAAUUUUACAUCUUUUAAAGGUACACGUAGUGUACUUUUAUAAAUGAUAAGAUUUUUAAAAUUGCAUUUGUUCUGUGUUACGUUUUCGAAUCUCGCGGCACUUAAUAAUAAUUAUUGUUAUUAUUUAAAUGAACUUAUAUAUCACUCUUACCUACAAAGAUUCUUUUCUUGUAUUUCCCAGUUAAGUUUACGUGAUAUUUUCAAUGUAUUGUUCAUUUUUAUGUUUUGAUUAUUACAUAUAAAAAAUAAUAUUAUAAUAAUAAAUAUAAAUAAUAAAUAUAAAAAAUAAUAAUAAAUAUAAAUUAGUUUUUUUAUAUAUAAGUAAGAUGUUUAUGAUUAAUUUUUACCGUUAUGUUAUUACGCUAGAAUUAUUAAAUAAACGUGAGAUUAUUGUA